AUGCAGAUCACAGAGAUGACCUUGCUACGUUUAUUGUUUGGGAUGACUGAUGCUUUAUUGAUAGAAGUGUGCUCAUCAUUUGAUCCAUCUCUUCCAUUUACUAUCAUAUAUUCUUUCCAUGCUACUUCUGAUGGACUUAGACAGGAAAUCAAUAAUCUCUUCGUCCAGUCAGUUUAUCUCUUGCUUUUUGUGAAUAAUGUCUAUGCACUUAGAGAUUAUGUCCGGUUUAUUGGAAUGUGCAUCAGUAGAGAAAUGCUCAUCUGUAGAAGUGUUGGUCACUAA
Molecule: messenger RNA, 282 nt
Organism: Phycomyces blakesleeanus NRRL 1555(-)
Lineage: Eukaryota; Fungi; Mucoromycota; Mucoromycetes; Mucorales; Phycomycetaceae
Exons: 2
Coding region: 1-282 (93 amino acids)
Source: RefSeq, a predicted model, not a curated record